Columba livia (rock pigeon) is the source of this 1464-nucleotide messenger RNA. Its product is annotated as pepsinogen A5. Lineage: Eukaryota; Metazoa; Chordata; Aves; Columbiformes; Columbidae. The transcript has 9 exons. Gene Ontology annotation, molecular function: aspartic-type endopeptidase activity. Gene Ontology annotation, biological process: proteolysis. The record is from RefSeq and is a predicted model, not a curated record. The coding region runs from base 198 to 1337 and encodes 379 amino acids.
CCACAGGGGGAGAUGGAGAGCAACGAGCUGGAUGUCCUGGCCCCUGUCCUGUCCCCCGUAAGGACGUUGUGAUAACCUCUCCAGAGCCGUUUGCCUUUCUUAUCGGGGCCGCUGGCCAAACAAGCUGGGUUUGGUAUAUAAGGGGCCGGUGGCACAACUGCUGCUUCACUUCAUCACUUGGCUUGCACAAGGCAACCAUGAAGCUGCUCCUGCUCCUCACGUUGGUGGCCCUGGCCCACUGUCAUGUCACCAGGAUCCCUCUGAGGAGGGGGAAGUCCCUGCGGCAGGUGCUGCGGGAGAACGGCUUGCUGGAGCAGUUCCUGGAGCGGCACCCCUACAACCCGGCCUCCAAGUUCUUCAACAUCUUUGGCUCCUCCGAGCCCAUGGUCAACUACCUGGAUAACGAGUACUACGGCACCAUCUCCAUCGGCACCCCAGCCCAGGAGUUCACCGUCAUCUUCGACACCGGCUCCUCCAACCUCUGGGUGCCCUCGAUCUACUGCAAAAGCCUGGCCUGCAGUGACCACAACCAUUUCAACCCCACAAAGUCCUCCACCUUUGUCAGCACCAACGAAAGCCUCUCCAUCUACUAUGGCACUGGCAGCAUGACCGGCGUCCUGGGCUACGACACCGUCACCGUUGCAGGCAUUCAGGUCCACAACCAGAUCUUUGGGCUGUCUGAGACUGAACCCGGUGAUUUCUUUUACUACUGCCCCUACGAUGGCAUCCUGGGGCUGGCUUUCCCCAGCCUCGCCUCCGCCGGAGCCACCCCCGUCUUUGACAACAUGAUGGCAGAACAUCUGGUGGCCAUGGACCUCUUCUCCGUCUACCUGAGCAGGGAUGGGAGGAGCGGCAGCUUUGUCCUCUUUGGUGGCAUCGACCCGCUCUACACCCUCACUGGCAUCAAAUGGAUCCCUCUCUCUGCCGAAACCUACUGGCAGAUCACCAUGGACAGGGUCUCCCUUGGUGACAAUGUGGUCGGCUGUGACCACACCUGCCAGGCCAUUGUGGACACGGGCACCUCACUGCUGGUCAUGUCCAACAAAGCCUUCGAAGCUACCAUGUCCGACCUGGGCGCCGACUCUGAGGGAUAUAUCAGCUGUGACUCUGUCUCUUCGCUGCCUGACAUCGUCUUCCACAUCAACGGCCACAGAUUCCCCGUGCCGCCCCGCGCCUACGUGAUCGAGAGCCAAGGGUCCUGCAGCCUUGGAUUCCAAUCCAUGGGUGUCCCCACCGAGUCGGGCGAGCUCUGGAUCCUCGGGGACGUCUUCAUCCGCGAGUACUACGUCAUCUUCAACAGGGCCACCAACCAAGUGGGGCUGUCCCGCCUACUCUGAGCGCACACCACGGCGCUGGGGACAGGGACAGGCAGCUGUACCCGCUGUCCCCAGCCUGGUGGCUGGCAGAGCUGGCCCUGGCCCUGGCCCCUCUUGCUGCUGCCACCAACCACAAUAAAGCUGUAAA